Messenger RNA from Lucilia sericata (common green bottle fly), 7369 nucleotides. It is a transcript of the gene PEK, whose product is annotated as eukaryotic translation initiation factor 2-alpha kinase. Lineage: Eukaryota; Metazoa; Arthropoda; Insecta; Diptera; Calliphoridae. Gene Ontology annotation, biological process: protein phosphorylation. The transcript is spliced from 5 exons. Gene Ontology annotation, molecular function: ATP binding; protein kinase activity; protein binding. The record is from RefSeq and is a predicted model, not a curated record. The coding region runs from base 669 to 4313 and encodes 1214 amino acids.
GCUUUUCAUUAGUUGUGAAACUCUGAAUUUGUCGAAGACGUUCUUCUUUUACGAUUUUGCUUUCGAAAAAGUGUUUUAAAAAAUUUUAACCUAACGAAAUUGAAUAUUAUAAUCCUGCCGUGUUUAUAAUUGUAAUUAAAAUAGUAAAACAAUAGUGUUAUAUUUGUUAAAAGCAUAAAGUUAUGCCUAGAAGAGCACUGACAAAAUCGACGUCUUUUUUAAUGUGGUCGUGGUUUUUGAUGGGUGCUCCAAAGUACAAAUACAACGAAUUUCCAAUUUUAACAUUCCGUCUUCGUGCUUUUUUGCUCUUUCCCACAUACACGUAAUUUGAUUUGACAAAACGCAUACGAAACUAAGAAUAAAGAAAAAGUUUAUAAAAAAAGUAAAAAUAACAACAAUAUUCUUGCGUUUCUUCAAAUUAUCAUAAUUGCUUUUACUUAAAUUUCCUUACUCCUCCACUGUGUUGGUUAAUUAUUGUGAUCGAUCGCGCGUUUUAAUAAUAAAUACUCUCAGUGAUAGUGUGUGAUUAUUGUUGUCUUCUUAUAGUUGCAAACUAAAACGAGUCAGCUGCUAAACGAAGAAAAACAAUUUUGAAUGUUGUAUUUGUCUCUUCGUGGAGGAGACAACGACGGCCUACAAAAUUUCAAACCGUUGUCGGAAGAAGAACUAUGGGCAUUCAACAUGAUUUGAAUGUGGUACGCAACUGUCGCAAAUCACUUUUGCAUCUCACCAUGUUGGCAUCAAUUGUUGCUGCUGCUGCAGCAACCUCUAUCAUUGAACCUACAUUAACAACAUCAUCAUCACCAUCGACCCCAUCCCUUGAAAACGGCAUACCAGUUGCACCUCCUUCUCUUACCGCAACUACUGAAUCUGUGAAUGAUAACAAUGGUCAGCUGGUAACCAAAAAUCGACCUGCGAUACCGUAUUGCGAUGAAUCCAAUGAAAGGACAAUUGGCAGAAGACUAUUAUACGUUACCACUUUGGAUGGACGUCUUACAGCAUUGGACAUUACCAAGAGUGGUAAAGUACGCUGGAGUAUACCUACCGGUCCAGGACCUUUGAUUUCCUCGAGUAUACAUCGUUUAGAAUUGACUAAUAAUGGACAAUUUGUACGUAUGAUACCUUCGUUGAGCGGAGGUAUUUAUAAAUUCGAUGGCGAAUCUAUUGAUCCUAUACCCAUAACUACCGAUAAUUUACUCAGUUCGUCGGCAAAAUUUUCUGAUGAUUUGGUAAUAUCUGGUGGCAAAGAGACACGUACUUAUGGUGUAUCAGCACGCACGGGACAAUUGUUAUAUGAAUGUUCCAUGAAUGGUUGUGUUAAUUCAACCGAUGCUGAAUUUCAAAAUCGUAAUGCUACCAAAACUGUUGAGGAAGAUGAUGAUAUAAUUGUAGAAGAUGAGGAGAAUCUAAAGAAAGAUGAUAUUAACGGCAAUGGUUAUGUGAGAGAACAUGAUCCUUUGAUAGACGAUGUUAUAGUUGUCAGACGCCAAACUCAGACAGUACGGGCUGUAGAGACACGCACGGGAGUAGAACGUUGGAAUUUCAGUGUGGGUCAACAUGAAUUGGAUUUAAUAAGACCUGCUGAGUGUCAUGAUCGCAAAUUUAGCAAUUUGGAAAUGGCCAUUUUAGAUUUGGAUAUAAAAGUCAUAGUUCCAGAAGGAGUUAUAUGUGCUUUUAGCAAAUUGGAGCCCAGUGUUAUGCUGUGGAAAUAUAAGUUUGAUCAUCCUAUUGUAAGUGCUUGGAAAAUUGGUCCGGCUGAUGCUUUAGAGGCAAUUGAUAUGUUUGGCUCUGCACAAUGGCUUUGGAAUCAAGAUGAUAAUAUUUUUGAAAUGCCUUUACCCAAUAUAAAUCCCUCAAUCUAUGUGGGCAUGUAUGAUAGACAAUUGUAUAUACAGGAAUCCAUACAUUUGCGCAAAGAGAUACUAGAUCAAUCACAUCUUUAUACACAACUUACUACAGAAACCAGAUUACCCAAAAUUCCCUGGCGUCCUAUAGCGGCCAGUAGCAAUUCUUUGAUUAUUUAUCAACACAGUGAUGAACAACGUAUAGGGGCAGGUGGUUCAUACAAUUCAAAAGAAAUACAAGGCAAUGAAUUGGUUCCUUAUGAUGAUGAGAAUUUUGCUCUGUCAGCCCAAUCCGUACUUAAUGCCUCGGAAUAUGUCAAUGGCAAUGGUUUCUAUUUGUAUACUAGCGAUGAACUGGAAAACACCAAUACUGAAGAUGAUAUGUGCGGCACUACCACCAAAAAAGAACUGCCAGCCAUUGAUGACAAGAAAAUUGACAAUACCAGCAACAAUAAUCAUACCAUCGAUGAUGAUUUGGGUUUUAGUCUUGACGAUAUUGAUGCUCCCAUUAAAGUUGUUAUACUAUCCAUAUGGUUUUGGUGGAAGGAGUUGGCUAUAGUGGCCUUUACCUCUGCCCUACUACUUAACAUUCUAAUAAGUCAACGCAAUCGUGGUGAACGUCAAAUUGUAGUCAUUGAACGUCAUAUACCAGUGCCUUCGGGUAUUGAAGCUACUGAAUCCUCCACAGCAGCCCUUUUAGGCCCCACCACCAAUACAACACACACUAAUACAAAUUCCAAAAGUUCCGGUAAUGUUCAUCGUUCUUUAUCGGAAUCUACCUCUAAUUCGGGUGAACAUUUUACUUCACGUUUCCAAAGUGAUUUCGAUUUGCAGCGUUGUUUGGGUCGUGGUGGUUUUGGUGUUGUCUUUGAGGCAAAAAAUAAAUUGGAUGAUUGUAGUUAUGCCAUUAAGCGUAUUACUUUGCCCAAUAAGGAGGAAUCUCGUAUGCGAGUUAUGCGUGAGGUCAAGACUUUGGCGAAUUGUGAACAUCAGAAUAUUGUUAGAUACUUUCAGUCAUGGGUAGAAAAACCACCACCAGGUUGGCAAGAGGUGGAGGAUAACAAAUGGUUGGCCAACGAAAUGUCAACAUCCAUACAAAUUGAUACACCCUCCGAAACUCAUUCAACAUUUCCAACUCCCCAUUACUUGGAGGGCAAUAAUAUCGAUAAAAAGAAACAACUGCAAACUUGGAUGGAAAGUAUGGCCUCUACAGCCUGUAGUUCUGAUCAUAAAUGCAAUGGUAAUGGUAAUUAUGAUGAUUACGAAGAAGAUGAGGAUUCUUGUGUAAUAUUUCGUUCUGAAUCUGAUUCCCUGGCUAUGCGUGAUCAGCAUCAAUACGACGAUGAAGAUAGUGAUUCCUGUGUUGUAUUCCGUUCGGAAUCCCAAUCAAAGGCAAUGAAACAUGACGAUGAUGAUACUUCUACGGAGAAUGAUAUUACAAAUAGAACUAAAAUAACUAAAAAUGGUAUAAAGAAAAAAUCUCAUAACGAUGCUAUAUCGAUUGAUAUACAAACAAAUAGCACAGAAUUGAAUCUAAAUCGUGGUCGACGUAAUAUUGACUAUAGCCAAUUGUCUGAUUCAUUUCAAAUUGAAUUUGUGCGCUCCGUUGAAGGUGAUGAAUCAACGCCCGUUUUAGAGGAGGAGGAAGAAGAGUCUACCACUUCUAAUAAGACUAAGGAAGUUUAUAACAAAAAGCGCCGACCCCAAGACUUGGCUUUAGACAUAAGUUAUGGUGAAAAUAAUAACAAAAUGACCGUUAAACCCCAACAAAAUAAAGUCUAUUUGUAUAUACAAAUGCAAUUGUGUCGCAAAGAAUGCUUAAGAGAUUGGCUACGCGAUAACAAACGUGAAGAUCGCUUAGACUUUAUAGCCAGUAUUUUUCAUCAAAUUGUAGAUGCUGUCGAUUAUGUACACUACAAGGGUCUUAUACAUCGUGAUCUCAAACCCAGUAAUAUUUUCUUCUCCCAAGAGGGUCAAAUCAAAAUCGGUGACUUUGGUCUGGUUACCGAUAUGGCCGAUAUACCAAAUAUGAUUACCAAAUGCGGUGAUAAUACGGGUCUGCCCUCAUGUGCCCGCCAUACCCAACAAGUGGGUACUCACCUGUACAUGUCUCCCGAACAAUUACGUGGCCUGCCCUACGACUAUAAAGUGGAUAUUUAUUCUUUGGGUUUAAUAUUCUUCGAACUGUUGGUUUAUUUCGGUACCGAAAUGGAACGCAUUAAAACCUUACGUUCUUUACGUGAUGGCAUUUAUCCAAAAGAUUUCCCACCACAACAUCCCAAGGAAUAUGAGUUGUUAAAGAAAAUGCUUUCCUCUAAACCCGAAGAACGUCCUGCCACCAAUGAGCUUAAGGUGCAACUUAAUGAAAUCCUUAAAUUACCUGAUUUACCAGGUGAUAGCGAAGCUGCUGCUUUAGCGGCUGCAGCUAGACGUUUAAGUCGUUCCCGUACAUUUAGUAGCUGUGAAUAACAAAAAAGUCAUUUGUUUAAACAAAAACAUUAUUUUUAUUUAUAAUUUUAAGAAACUCAAAAACACACACACACAUCCAUUGCAUACGACGUAUGUAAGUUAAUUUAUAUAAGUAGAUUGUGCUGGUAUAAGUUAGAUGGAAUGAAAGUAAAUAUCAGUUAGUUGGUAAGAAAGAAAUAUGUCAAUUUAACAUUGAAGUAAUACUUAAUAAUUACUGAAAAUGUUUUGCAUUUAGUGUAAUUAUUGUGGAUGGUAAUUUCAUUAGUUUUAAAAAAGUUAUUUUUUAAGUUUUAUUAGUAUCUCUCUACUAUAACAUUUCCAAUUGUAUUUCAGAAGUUUCUAAUUCAAUUUUUAGAAAAAUUUUUAUUAUAUUUCAGAAAUGUUCAAUUAGAAUUUUCUGAAAUUGAAUUGGAAAGGCUGUUGAAGGAUUUAUAUUUUAUCCAUAUUAUUGCCUUUUAAAAUCUAGUAAUUUUUUAAGUUUAAAAAUUGCAGGUAUUGAGUUUAGGCUUGUGUACCCCUAGGGUCUUCUGUUUAAAAAGGUCAGUUUUUUUAUUUUACUAAAGUUUUGAUUACAAUUUCUAUAGAAUAUAGUUUCCAAAGUUUUUUCUUUAAAAGCAAUUCGAGUGUUUUAGUUAAAAUUUUCUUAGAACCCCCGGGGGACUUUAACCGUAUAAUAACAUAUUUUCGACUUUCCCAAAGGCUAUAAAUUAAAGUUUAAUCCCUUGUUUAUGAGUAAAAAGCUUGAUUUUAUAUAUAUUCGAAUCUAUAUUGGACUUUGUAUCCCUGAGUUCCGUUUCUUUUAGUAAAAUUCAGGAUUAAGUUGGUAGAAAUUUAUACCCAGCAAAAAAUAAUUGAUGUCAUACUUUACAAACGACAUCUUUAUAAACCAAACAUAUACUUACAAAUUAAAACACAUUUAAAAAUGAGAAAAGAGAUGUAGAAAAGUCACUACAAACAACAUAUUCGAAGUACUUCAAAUUUUGAUGAAAACCAAUGAAAUUUACAUAAGCGUUUCAUUAAAAGAAUGUGGUUUAUUUUUGAAAUACAAAUAUCGGAUUUUUACAGCUUCUAAAGAUAAGAUUAGAUUUAGUUCAAAGUUGUCAAAAAUGAACAACAUCCCUCCAAUGACACGCUAAUGUAAAAUUCAUAGGUUUUUCACCUGAAUUUGAAGCACUUCGGGUUACUAGUUGUGAUGAAAAUUCUACAUCUUUUUCCACACUUUUUUUGCUGGGCAGGAUUUGUUCUUUUAGCAGAGAUUUGAUUAAAAUUUAUUUUUCUUCGUAUAGUUUUUGCUUUAAAAACAACUUGAAUUUUCUCGUGUUUUAGUUUAAAAUGUUAUUUGGACCCCUGGGGGACCUUUAGCCGCAGAGUAAACUCUUAUCGACUUUAAAAAGUUUAAAAAUUUAGUUAAAAUUUUAAUUUGUAAUUCCUUGUAAUUCCGUUAAAAUAAGUUAAAUUUCACUAUUGAUUUAAAGAUCAAAAAGUCCCCAGGGGGAGGUCUCUAUUGAGCCACUUUAUAAUAAAAUGUUAAUCUGUAUCCUGCAGGCAGUUUGAGUUCAUAAUAUUUUUUGUUAAAAUUCUUGUUAAAGUUGCUACAAAUUUGUAGGUUUGUAAUACAUUGUGCCCUUUAAAGUCGAUUGCCUAAUAAGGCCUGAUUUGUUUACCUAACAAGGAUUUGAUUACAAUUUCUAUUCAAAAAUAACGUUUUCAAUAGUUUCAAAAUACAAACAAUUUGAAUUUUUCAUGUUUUUGUUAAAAUUUUUAUUUACACCCCGGGGGACUUUAGCCGGAAUAUAAAAACUUCUCCAAUUUAAACAUUUUAAACCUGUAAAACUGUCUAGAAUGGAAACUAAACUGUAAUAUAGAAAUAUUUUCUUAAAAAACAACAAAUUUUUGUAACAUUAUCACCCUCGGGGGACCUUUUCAGGGAACAUAAAUUCUUCCCGAUUUCAAAAAUUUCGUUAAAAUUCGAAAUUGUCUAAAUCGGUUAUUGUAUCCUGCAGGCAGUUUAAGUUCCAAUAUUUUUUUAGUAAAUUUCCAGUUUAUUUGAAAACUAAAUUAUAGAUUUGCAAUCCGUUGUGCCCUUAGGGGUCAUUUGCUUAAAAAAAGCCAGAUUUGUUCUCUUAGCAACGAUUUGAUUAAAAUUUAAAGUGAAAAAUAUAGUUUACAAUAAUUGCAUAAAUGUUGAUAUAAGAACAACUUAAAUUCUCUGGUAUUUUGUUACAACCCCCGGGGGACCUUGAGCCGAAAUAUAAAAACUUUUCAAAUUCAAAAUUUUUAAAAAUUUUUAACUUUUAAAACUGUCUAGAAUGUCAACUAAACUAAUAUUGAAAUAUUUUCUUAAAAAAUAACUCAUUUUUGUAACAUUAACAUAAAAUCUGUUUUAAAAAGUAAAUUAAACUUUUCGUAUAUUAAUGUUUUUUUUUAAAUCAUUUUCCUCCACUUGCCUCUAACAAUUUUUACCUUAAACAAACAACUGCCAUUUAAACUUUCAUUAAUUAAACCUUUUCUUUUGAACUAAACCCUUCUAAUGAUAUUUACUUUCUUCUUUAGCUUUACAAUCUUCUAUAAAUUUAACUAUUUCUUUUAAAACUUUAACGUGCUAUGAUAAAUGUCAAUGUAAACUGUUACAAACUUUAAGCCAAUUUAAUUAUAUUUUAAAACCUUUCUUAAAACCUUAUAAUUAUUACAAACUAUUACUAUCCUUGUAUUGUUAUUUCUUGCACAUUGUAUUAUUAAAGAAAAAACGCUUUUAAACUUAAAACACUUGUUAUCAUGCGAAGAAGAAAACACUUUGCAUUUUAUUUUCACUUAAAUUAAACAGCAAGUGUGUUUUCUUUAUCAAACUAAAUAUUUAUUUGCAUUGACAAUUCUAACAUUAUACUAAUUAUUUCAUUUUUAUUUAUUUGAUAAGUUCAUAUUCAUUUUCAAAUACUUCUUGUUUGCUUUAAUUUGAUUUUUAGCAUAAAACUUUAGUAUUAAGUUUCUUAGGUGAAGUCUGUUUAAUUCUGUCCUAAAAGCAAUAUAUAUUUUCGUUUGUUUUCUUGUAUGUAAAA